AUGCCAACGCAUCAUUUAUCGUCCGUCGAGGACAAGGUUUAUCUAAAACCGAAUUCAAACAAUCAAAAAAAAACAAAGGACGGUCUCAUAUCUUUUAAUAACAUUUUAUCUGCAAAUCGCGAUCGUUAUACAAAUAAAAUAUUUUCCAAUAACGGGCAUGAAGAUUCGAAUACAGCGGGAACCCUUUCUAUCCUGAACAUCGAUCCUUCUGUAUCAAAAACGCCAUUUGCAUCCAUUACAGAUGCUAGCUAUUAUUCAAGUGGAUGGGCUGACUGA
Molecule: messenger RNA, 276 nt
Organism: Adineta ricciae
Lineage: Eukaryota; Metazoa; Rotifera; Eurotatoria; Adinetida; Adinetidae
Source: the annotation of a GenBank genome assembly